GGACAACGUCAACAACGCUAGGGAGACGGUGGGAGAAGGCCGCGGCGGGAUUUUCGGCGGAGGGGGCGGGUCGACCCGCUGGACAACUGGACGAUUUCCAAUAAGUAGGAAAGCCGCGCUACCACUGCCGGUAGAUACCAAAGAAUCCGCGAGGACCGGCUCGGCGAUGACCUUCGACGCGAAAUCAAAAGUGCGCCGGUUCCAGCUGCUGGCUCAGUGAUACGCUGCUCGCCAGCGUGCAUUCAGAGCGUUGUAGUGCUUCCGGGACGUUACCUCACAUUUUUCUGGUCAUAAACACAGUCGGAUAGGAAUACGCAGCAGUGCGCUUUACUUGAUACACACACACACACACACACACACACACACACGUGGUCGAUCCGCGCGCGGCUAGUGAUGCCGAAGAUGUGUCGCUGGACGACGGUGCUUCUGUGGUGCCUCUCGAUCACGUCGUUGUCGCGCUCGGAGCUGUUCAGCGCCGAGAAGUUCAGGUUAUACGCGAGCUUCCUGAACUUGGGCCUGCCGAAAUCCGCCAACGAGACGGGAAACGAGCUCUGGCACGGGCUCUUCAGGGACUGCAGCAAGAGGGUGACGUUCUCCUGCAUACAAAAGAACGCGUACAGCUACCUGGACGACGCGUUUAUCGAGCGCGACAACAUCACGGUGUUCGACGGGCUGACACUCACGCGAAACAACGUCACUUACGAGGCGACGUGUCCGAGGACGUCAGAAGACCAGCGUAACGAUGUCCGCGAGAAUCUCGUGGACGACAUCGGCCUGGAUGACUGCACCGACCGAGCGGAAGAGACGAGAAGCGACGAGGAAGCGAACGCGGGGCAAGGUCGAAGGCUCGAGGACGAGCCGAAGUCACCACUCGAGGAGAUUACGAACGCGCUGCGACGAAAGGCGCUCAAGUUCCUGUCGACUCGCAACUACGAGCUCGAGCUGCCUCGGUUCUUCGAAGGUGCCACCGUGAAGAUCAGCCCGCGCGAGGUCGACGAGAACGGGGCUCUCCUCAGGCUGGACUUUGGCACGCGGGAGGUCGCGGAGCAGGGACGGAUCUUCAAGAAAAUCAGAAAAUUCAUACAGAACAAAUUAUUGACGAGCUUCUUGGCGCUCCUCCUGAUCAUCAAGCUGAUCAAGGUGAAGUUCAUGUUCGUCAUCCCGUUCCUCUUCGGCGUCGGCACCGCGAAGAAGCUCUUCCUGAAGCUGCUGCUCUUCUUCAUCCCCGCCUUCGCGCACAUCUUCAAGCUCUGCUCCAGCUACCACGCCAGUCACGCCACCAAGUUUCACCACCACCACCAUCAGAUCGCGCAUCACCAUCACCACGUGCCGGUGCCGGUGCCGCUCCCCGCGUACUACGACCAUCCCCACCAUCACCAUCACGACGUCGACUUUGACGGCUACGAUUACGCUCAUCCGCACAUUCAGUACCGAAAGGACAUGGAGGAGCUGAAGGAAUGGGGCAUCGAGCCGUACCACGAGCCGUACGAGGACUCGAGUCAUCUGAAUCGCGUACCAGCUACCAGCUCCGCGUAUCAAAGCUCGUACGGGCUACCGCAAUACGCGACGAACGUCAAGACGACCUUCCUGGACAAUUCGGUGUCGGCUAACGCGCACAACCUGGCCUACUCCGGGUAUCUCAACGACUUGAAGUACCGGCGGCCAGGCACUCAACAGCAGUCGGCGCUGUCGGUGAAUCCGCACCUCUCUGUGAACCUGAAGACGCCGCUGGCGAACUUGAAGAACCCGUACGCGGCUUUCGUGCCGAACGCUCGACCGGAGCAGCCGCAGCGACUGCUGACCCCCGUCGCGGCGGCCAAGAGCGCGAGCGUGCCGGUCUCGCCGCAAGAAACCGACGACGAGUAUUACGGGCCGAUAAUCGCACGGCUGGACGACAUCUUCGGGCAGCUGAGGUUCUACGAAGAGUCGUGCCGAGAGAGGCUCGUCUGCAGCAUGUACAAGAACCCGGCGGUCUACUCACCGCACAGCAACCUCGUGUCCAACGAGCUCUCCAGGGACCCGCAGGAGCUGAAGCGCGGCGUGACGGAGAGCGCGUCCAGCCACAGGUUCCAGCGGUACACGAACGCGGCCAGACGCGGCCAGGACGGCGGAGACUGCCUGCACAAGUACCCCUGCCACGUGAACACCGAGUAGACGGCGCGCCGUGAUGAACAUGGAACUUCUGCCGACGUGUCGCGCGCACCCGCAAUCAGAACCCGCGACAGCUGUUGCCGGUCCCCCGCGGCGCCGACAGUACUGUCGGACGCGUAUAUUUGCUCAACCGGGGUCCGAGCUGGAGGGACCACGCGCCGCGCAACUUGAGCGCGGCGGGGACCGACGGUCACUGCCAUGCAUUAAUUUACACUUCCGUUUGUAACCUGCGAAUUCACCUACCUGUCUGCACCGGGAGACCGCGUCCGCGGACCGUCGUCUCGUCGGCGAGGAUGUGGGUGCCAUCGCGUCGUAGCGAUUAACGUAGUCGUAAGGAACCGGGGCCUUGUUUCGGACGCCUGUUUCGCGAGCGCUGGCUGUGAUAUGCCUCUCUCAAGUUCUCUUCUGAAGCGGAUUUGGAGUUGAUGGAAGGAAUGGUUUGUCGGAGGCAUAUUUCACGGAGGCCGCUGUGUGUUCGAGAUAAGGCCCUUGAUCGGCACGUUGGGUGUGAUAUUUAUUUGCGCUUCAUGUCGGUUUGUCCUUCUCUUCUUUCUUUCUCUUUUCUUCUGGUUGAUUCAGAGGCCGGAUACGUCGAUUCAGAGGAGGAUACGUCGAUACGAAUGAAGUCGUCGGAUUUUGCGAUGACGCGUCAAAGUUCCUGCUCUGUUGACACGUUAUCGGCAAGAUCGCCGUCUUCGGAGAUGAGCACUGACGAGCUCAGUCGUUGGAUUAAGGGGCAUUUUAGGGGCUGGAUACGCGCGUUGUAAUUGUUGACUCAGCGUGCGGAGUAUUGCGGAAAAGAAUGAGAGGAAUUUCGUUGAUUCGGUCAGGUUUGGACCGAAUAUAGAGUGGAAUAUAAAGAAUAGAAGCGGAGUGUGCGAGAUGUGGGUGUAUGUGUGCGCGUGUGUGAGUGUAUAUGAUACGGAAACAAAUGGAGAAGAGUCGCGUCUCUGACGGACGUAGAUCUGUGUGCUUGUCUCUUCUGGAUUGCAAAUAAUCGAUUGCUGUCACAUAAUACAUCGGGGUGCCAUACCCAAAAAUAAUUGCGUUUUACUUAACAUUACUCUCCUUAGCUUUAACCUUAGUAAGAAACGUGUAGUGUAAAAAGUAUAAAAAUAAGCAGUUUCAACUGUUCAAUAAGAACUUUCAACAGUUUUGUAGCGUUGUUGUGUAUCCAUAGCGUUGACGCAAUAAAAAUGCUGA
Messenger RNA from Harpegnathos saltator (Jerdon's jumping ant), 3354 nucleotides. RefSeq names its product DUF1676 domain-containing protein Osi17 (gene Osi17). Gene Ontology annotation, cellular component: membrane. The coding region runs from base 394 to 2154 and encodes 586 amino acids. The transcript is spliced from 4 exons. The record is from RefSeq and is a predicted model, not a curated record. Lineage: Eukaryota; Metazoa; Arthropoda; Insecta; Hymenoptera; Formicidae.